This is a messenger RNA of Diorhabda carinulata, 1474 nucleotides long. RefSeq lists its product as uncharacterized. The record is from RefSeq and is a predicted model, not a curated record. The transcript is spliced from 2 exons. The coding region runs from base 915 to 1367 and encodes 150 amino acids. Lineage: Eukaryota; Metazoa; Arthropoda; Insecta; Coleoptera; Chrysomelidae.
UACAGAGACAUUACAUCAUCAUAAUAGAAAAUUUUCACCAAAAAAUACAUUUAUGAAAUCAUUUGAAGAUAUUACAAUCCAUAGCAUUUGCAUAAAGUAGAUUUGUAAAGCUUAAUCACAUCCAAAAAAAUGCUAUUAAUCUAAUAUUCCACCUAAAAUUGUUCUUGUUAUUUUUAUCUUAUUGGAAAUUGAAGAAGAGUAACUAAUUAUGGUAGUACCUGCACUAGUUAAAGAAGAAAGUACACAGUAAAGAGCAAAUUAUCAAUUUCAAGAUUAGUUCAUUCUCUUCUAAUAUAUGUGAUUCAAGUAUUUUCAUUUUCUUUUAGUGGUAUAAAAGGAGUUGAAAAUAUUGUAAAGGCAUGAAAACACCACAAAUAUUAGAAACGUAAUUCGCUAUUUUCAUGAGAAUUAUUCAAACAAAAUAUCGUAAUGAAUUGAAGACACAGUUUUAUAAAUUGGUUCCCAUAUAUGAGUUUAUAAUAAGAAAAAAUAGGGUGUUUGACAUGAAUAGAUAAUGACGGAAUUAUUGGAUAUAAACUUUAUCAAAUAAAAACAUCAUAAACAAAUACUAUUUAUCUUAGAUGGUGGACUCUUGAAAAACGCUUUAAGCAUUGCCUAAAAGACAUAAUAAUUAUUAAUGAAUAUUUAUUUGAAUAAACUAUAUUUUAAAAUGCUACAACAAUAAUUAGUGAAAUAAAAUAUUACACAGAUUAUGUGAACGUUAGAUAAACCUUAGCCAGUUAAAGAUUUAUUAAUAUAAAUUAAUAAUUUAAUUGGACCAAAUUAGUUUGGUAUUCAACAUGUGAACCUCCCUUAGAAAAAAAGCACUCUAAUAAUUUUUCAAGUAAACUUGUCAAAUUUAUAACUGUCAGAAUUUUUGAAAACGAGAACGAGCUUUGAAAUACAGACAAAAAAUGGAUGAACACAGUGAAGAGAGCUAUGUAGCCAGCGAUGAUACGGACGAAGAAUUCUAUUCCCAAGUGUAUCAAAAUAUUGUUUAUACAAUACACAAGUGCCCAGUGCUCCGGGGAUUAUUUUUGAAUUGGUGCAAAUUGUCGCCAAAGGAAAAAACCUUUUUGAAUUAUUUAUCUAAUUACAUAUUAGACAGAGAUCAAAUUGAUUUGUAUCCUCCUAUUAUAGGAGGUUUAGAAUAUUGGAGUGAUGUCCAAGAUAACCAAGGAGCCUGCGGUUUUAAUGCAAAUCCUCUAAAUUUCAAAUUUGAUACAGCAAUUGAAGAGCAAAUAUUCGAAACAAUUGUUGUAAUUGAUGAGGUGGUAAUGAAUUUGCUUUUGAGACCCAUGUUAUGCAAGGACAUUCAGAAAGUUCACACCAAAAAAGACGAUAUCGCGGGACAAGGAGACGGUUAAACACGCACAGUUUUGAAGAAGUUUUUGAAUUCUUGUUAUUUUUUGAUAGUUUCAAUUUUCAGAUGUAGUUUUUCUACAUUUCAGUUAAAUAAAUCGUUCUAAUUGUU